Charadrius vociferus (killdeer) is the source of this 1494-nucleotide messenger RNA. It is a transcript of the gene TSEN54, whose product is annotated as TSEN54 tRNA splicing endonuclease subunit. The transcript has 10 exons. Lineage: Eukaryota; Metazoa; Chordata; Aves; Charadriiformes; Charadriidae. Gene Ontology annotation, biological process: tRNA-type intron splice site recognition and cleavage. The record is from RefSeq and is a predicted model, not a curated record. Gene Ontology annotation, cellular component: tRNA-intron endonuclease complex. Bases 1 to 1494 code for a protein of 497 amino acids.
AUGAACAAAAGCCUCUCCUUUGAACACAAACCUUUUGAUCAAAGGCCUUCAGAGGUGUCCCCCUACCUAGGAGGUAAGGAGUUCAUAGUAGGACACGGUAGUAAUAACAAACUAAUCUUUAACCUUCUCAGGACAAGUCUGGUGAAAGCUGAGUGGAAGCCAGGACAGGGCAUCGUAGAGCUGCAGUCCCCUGCGGGGAAGUUCUGGCACACCAUGGGGUUCACAGAGCAUGGCAAACAGUGCCUGCUGCCCGAGGAAGCUCUAUACCUGCUGGAGUGUGGCUCUGUUCAGCUGUUUUACAGAGAUCUGCCCUUGUCAAUCCAGGAAGCCUACGAGAUCCUGCUGUCCCAGGAGGCAAUGAGCCUGCCCCAUUACCAGGUGUUCAGCCACUUGAAGCAACUGGGUUAUAUUGUACUGAGAUUCGACCCCAGCACUGUCCUGUCUCCCUACGAGAGGCAACUGAACCUGGAAAGUCACUGCCAGAGCUCUGGGAAACACCAUCGCAAAAGGAGGAGGAGUUCCAGCCCCCGGUUGCAUGAGAAGAAAUAUAAGGUGUCGGAGGACCUUCCAGAAGCUGAAGGGACCUCCAAAAAAGCUGGAGAUGACUGUGGAGACUCCAGCUGCCUUCCCAUGGAUGAACAACCCUUGUCAGACCAGCCAAAGGAAUCACAUGCUGGCAGUGGAGAGGGAGAAUCAAACCCAGUUCCUCUUGAUACAGGACAAAAGGACUCCCUGAGCCCCUCCUGGAGCCGUGCUGGAGACCAUAAGGAGAGCAGCACUGGCACCCGUGCACCCCGCUGGGAUUUUACCACCAUUGUCUUGCCAAACGUGGCCCCAGACCAGCCAUGUACACAUCUGCCCUCACCUGACAAUGGACUCUUGCCGGAGAACGUGCCGGGGAGGGAGGUUGAUGCAGCUUGCUGGUGUACACGCAUCAAUCAGAAACAGGAGAAACUGUCACGGAAAGAAAGGGAGCAGCGAGAAAGGGAGAGCAGGUACAAGAGCAGUGUCAAUGCUGACCGGGAGGUGAGGCACUGCUCCAACUGGCAGGAGUACAAAGCCCUUCUGGCACAGAGGAGCCGGCAGAGGGUUUGGAAACGACCGCCACAUCUCUGGGACCAAGCUGUUACACCGCUUUUGCGGCCAGAUGAAGCUACCUCACCAGCUGCGCUCCUCCAGCAGAUCAGCGUGCUGCAGCCCUCCCACAUCCUGGAUGGAGCCUCCCGGCUGCAGGAGGACCCAGAGGGCAUGAAGAUAGACUUCAACGUGUAUCAAGCAGAUGCUGUGGCCAAGUUUAAGAAGACAAACCCUGGGAAGCCAUAUGUCAGGAUGUGUGUUCGGAGCUUUGAUGAGCAGAUUCCGUCCCUUCGGGCUUUGAAGCAGGUUACGUAUCAGAGUGGGGACGUCCCAGUGGUCUUUGCGCUGGUGGAUCACGGAGAAAUUGCCUUUUAUUCGCUAAAGGAAUUCAAACUGCCGGUUGAUCUUAAUCACUGA